AUUUUCCCGUCUCCUUCGGCGGCAUCCACCCCAAUUCAUCCGGGAAGGGGAGGAGGCGUCCUUCCUUCGCCGCUAAGCAAGCAUCCAGCCCACCCAGCCAUCCAUCCAGGGAAAGGGUAGGGGAAGGUGGCAAUGAGGAUGUCCAUGCCCAGGUGACUCUUAGAUUUCUUCGGUUUGAGGGAAGGGAGGAAGGGGGAUCGAUUUCUUCUUCGGUUCUGAUUUGGCGGAGGAGGAGGAGGAGCACGACACCCAACGAUAUGGUGGGCGUGCUGUCCAACCGGGUAGAUCGGCUGGACCUCGCCGCCGGGGAUCACAUCUACUCUUGGAGAACUGCCUACCUCUAUGCGCACCACGGGAUAUAUAUUGGUGAUGCCAUGGUUAUUCAUUUUACAAGAGCAACUGGACAUGAAAUUGGGACAGGAACAUUCUUGGACAUGUUCCUUUUCAGCUCAUCUCCAGCAACGGAGGAGGGUCCUCCCUGCGAGAAAUGUGGUCACCUGAUUAAGCAGCAGGGGGUCAUAAUGUCGUGCCUCGAUUGCUUCUUGGAUGGGGGCAAUCCGUACCUGUUCGACUACGCGGUGUCCCCCGCUUUCUUCCUCGUGAAAGCGCGAGGAGGAACGUGCACCCUGGCAGCCUCGGACCCCGCCGACAUCGUGAUCCACCGUGCCCAGCACCUCCUGAACAGCGGGUUCGGGACGUAUAGCCUGUUCAAGAACAAUUGCGAGGACUUUGCGAUAUACUGCAAGACGGGGCUGCUGGUGGAGACCGCUUUCAGCGUGGGGCGCAGCGGGCAGCUGGCCUCCCUCACGGCUGCCUUCAGCGCGGUGGCCUCGUCGCCGCUCCGGUUCCUGACGACCAGCGCUGGUGGGCUGGUGGUUGUGACGAGCGGCAUGUACUGCGUGGGGCGAUAUGUCUCAGAUAUCGGUGUUCGCCGCGAUGUCGUCAAAGUGCCCGUGGAGAGGCUGGUGGAGCACUGGCCGCCGCGGGAUGUUGCUGUUGCUCCUCCUCAGGAAAGCCAUCAAGAAUGCCAAGGAAAUGAUGUUGCUCCUCAAGAAUGCCAUGGAGACGGCGAUGGCGGCUGCGUCUCGGAGUCGCUGAGCUAAGCUCUUACUAAUAGGAAAAAGGCAGUGUGCCAUUCGAUCUGUUGCCGAUUGUACCGAUUAUGAAUGUAUCAUCGUUUAUGUUGCUCCUCAAGAAUGCCAAGGAAAUGUUGCUCCUCAAGAAUGCCAUGGAGACGGCCAUGGCGGCUGCGUCUCGGAGUCGCUGAGCUAACUCUUACUGAUAGGAAAAAGGCAGUGUGCCAUUCGAUCUGUUGUCGAUUGUACCGAUUGCUCUGCGCUGUUUGUAUUCUGUGAUUCUGUCCAUAUGAAUGUAUCAUCGUUUUUAUUUACUGUA
Messenger RNA from Oryza sativa Japonica Group (Japanese rice), 1395 nucleotides. Its product is annotated as protein LEAD-SENSITIVE 1. The record is from RefSeq and is a predicted model, not a curated record. Lineage: Eukaryota; Viridiplantae; Streptophyta; Magnoliopsida; Poales; Poaceae.